Molecule: messenger RNA, 921 nt
Organism: Nanorana parkeri
Lineage: Eukaryota; Metazoa; Chordata; Amphibia; Anura; Dicroglossidae
Product: olfactory receptor 5V1-like
Exons: 1
Coding region: 1-921 (306 amino acids)
Biological process (GO): G protein-coupled receptor signaling pathway
Cellular component (GO): membrane
Molecular function (GO): G protein-coupled receptor activity; olfactory receptor activity
Source: RefSeq, a predicted model, not a curated record
AUGGAUGCAAAUAACACUGUAGUAACAGAAUUUAUCCUUCUGGGAUUUUCCAAGUUAGGGGAAAGCCAAUUUUUUCUUUUUCCCCUAUUCCUUUUAAUGUAUGUUGUUACAGUGGGUGGAAAUAUGUGUAUAAUCAUUACAUAUAACUUAAAUCCAAAUCUCCAUUCUCCAAUGUACUUUUUUCUUGGAAAUUUCUCAUUUUUGGAAAUACUUUACGUGACAAGUACUGUUCCAAACCUGUUACCUAACUUGUUAUCAGAUCAAAAACGUAUCUCUUUUUAUGGCUGCGCCACUCAGAUGUACUGUACCUUGACUUUCGGAGGAACAGAGUGUUAUUUGUUGGCAGCCAUGGCAUACGAUCGAUAUAACGCCAUUUGCCGACCUUUGUUAUAUCCCGUUAUUAUGAACAGAGAAACUUGCAUUAAGCACAUUGUUGGAUCAUGGUCCAUUGGGGCAGUAAAUGCAUUAAUACACACAACCCUUACGUUUUCUUUGCCAUUUUGCAAAUCUAAUCAGAUUAACCAUUUCUUCUGUGACGUUCCACCAUUGCUACAACUGUCAUGUCGAAAUACCUGGAUCAACGAAUGCACAAUAUUUGGUGUUGUCAGUUGUGUUGUCAUCGCCUCAUUUAUAUUAACAAUGUUCUCCUACUUACAGAUCAUCUCAACAAUUCUACAAAUGCAUUCAAGUUCUGGGAGGAGGAAGACCUUUUCAACCUGCUUCUCUCACUUGAUAGUUGUUACAAUAUUUUAUGGGUCUGGAAUUUUUAUGUAUUUUAGACCCAAAUCAAGUUAUGGGAUGGAUCAAGAGCAAGUAGUAUCUUUAAUGUAUACAGUGAUUGCACCUCUUUUAAACCCUUUUAUCUACACUCUUAGAAACAGAGAAGUAAAAUUAGGAAUUAAAAAGAUAUUGCACCUUUAA